Molecule: messenger RNA, 2836 nt
Organism: Erigeron canadensis
Lineage: Eukaryota; Viridiplantae; Streptophyta; Magnoliopsida; Asterales; Asteraceae
Product: protein DEFECTIVE IN EXINE FORMATION 1
Exons: 13
Coding region: 60-2597 (845 amino acids)
Molecular function (GO): protein binding
Source: RefSeq, a predicted model, not a curated record
GAAAAUCACGAAAUAUAUAUAUGUAUAACUUUAUAUAAAUUAAAUUAAAAUCAAAUCAAAUGAAAAUUAGGUUUUCAUUAUUAUAUAUUGUAUCAUUUUUAUUAUUAGUAGUUGACAUUCAUGGAGAAGCUACUAAUAAAUUUCGUGAUCGUGAAGCCACUGACGAUAAUUUAGGUUAUCCUAAUUUCGACGAGGAUGAAUUGUUGAAUAAACAAUGUCCUCAAAAUUUGGAGCUAAGAUGGCAGACGGAAGUUAGUUCUAGCAUAUAUGCAACACCAUUAAUCGCUGACAUUAACAGUGAUGGCAAGCUUGAUGUUGUUGUUCCAUCUUUUGUUCACUACCUAGAAGUUUUAGAAGGUUCUGAUGGGGAUAAAAUGCCAGGAUGGCCUGCUUUUCAUCAGUCUACUGUUCACGCCAGCCCACUCUUAUAUGAUAUUGACAAGGAUGGUGUGAGAGAAAUAGCAUUGGCUACUUACAAUGGCGAGGUGCUCUUCUUCCGAGCUUCAGGUUAUAUGAUGUCAGAUAAAUUAGAGGUCCCUAGGCUUAAAGCCAAGAGGGAUUGGUAUGUGGGGCUGCUUCCAGAUCCAGUUGACCAUUCUCACCCAGAUGUUCAUGAUGAGCAGCUCAUUCAAGAGGCUGUCAUGCAUUCCAAACCUAACCCCAAAGAAGCUAACCAUACAUCUGGUGUGGAAGAGCACAAGGGGAAAGAGACUGAAAUGCAACCGAAAACGGAAACACCAAAUGAUACAAAAGUUACGUCUCCGGAAGAACAUGUUAGGAAUCCACAGAAUCAGAGUGAUGCAAGUGUUGCACAAGAUAAAACUAGUCCUCAUAUUGAGUUGCCAAAGGACAUACAUAACACCUCAUCAACUACUGCACCAGAUAAUGUAGAAGGUACUAACAAUGAAACAAAAACUGGAAGACGUCUACUUGAAGAGACAACACAGGACAAUGAUCAUAAAGAUGUUCCUGUUACAACUGUUGAAAAUGAGGAAGGUCUUGAGGCCGAUGCUGAUUCGUCUUUUGAGUUAUUUCGUGACAAUGAUGAGCUGGCUGAUGAGUAUAACUAUGACUAUGAUGAUUAUGUUGAUGAAUCAAUGUGGGGUGAUGAAGAGUGGACUGAAGCUCAACACGAGGCAUCUCAAAAUUAUGUGCAUGUUGAUUCACACAUUUUGUGUACUCCUGUGAUAGCGGACAUAGACCGGGAUGGGGUUUCGGAGAUGAUUGUUGCAGUCUCAUAUUUCUUUGACCACGAGUACUAUGAUAACCCGGAGCGUGUGAAGGAGCUUGGUGGUAUUGACAUUGGAAAAUAUGUUGGUGGUGCUAUCGUCGUUUUUAACCUUGAGACCAAACAAGUUAAGUGGACUCAAGAAUUGGAUCUGAGUACAGAAACUGGGAAGUACCGUGCCUACAUCUAUUCUUCUCCGACAGUAGUUGAUUUGGACGGUGAUGGAUACCUGGACAUUCUUGUUGGAACUUCUUAUGGCUUAUUUUAUGUCCUUGAUCAUAAUGGCAAGGUAAGGGAGAAGUUCCCUCUUGAGAUGGCUGAAAUUCAGGGUGCUGUAAUAGCUGCUGAUAUAAAUGAUGAUGGGAAGAUUGAAUUGGUCACUACAGAUACCCAUGGCAAUGUUGCGGCAUGGACUCCUCAGGGUGUAGAAAUCUGGGAAAUCCAUCUUAAGAGCUUAAUUCCUCAGGGUCCCAGUGUUGGUGAUGUGGAUGGAGAUGGGCACACUGAUGUGGUGGUUCCAACUAUAUCCGGAAAUAUAUAUGUGCUUAGUGGAAAGGAUGGGUCAUUUGUACGUCCAUAUCCAUACAGAACUCAUGGCAGAGUGAUGAAUCAGGUUCUCCUGGUUGAUUUGGCUAAACGCAAUGAAAAGAAGAAAGGACUUACCAUCGUUACCACAUCAUUUGAUGGCUACUUGUAUCUCAUUGAUGGACCUACUUCAUGUGCUGAUGUUGUAGAUAUCGGUGAAACAUCGUAUAGCAUGGUCUUGGCAGACAAUGUUGAUGGUGGAGAUGAUCUUGAUCUUAUUGUGACAACCAUGAAUGGCAAUGUCUUCUGUUUUUCAACCCCUGCUCCACAUCAUCCUCUCAAGGCAUGGAGAUCACAUAAUCAGGGACGCAACAACGUUGCAGCUCGUGUUGACCGUGAAGGAGUCUACGUUACCCCUUCAUCCAGAGCAUUCCGUGAUGAAGAAGGAAAGAAUUUUUGGGUUGAAAUAGAGAUUGUAGAUAAACAUAGGGUACCAUCUGGCUCCCAAGGUCCUUAUAAUGUCACGACAUCAUUGCUGGUUCCUGGAAAUUACCAAGGGAAUAGAACAAUCAAGAGUUACAAUGUGUAUGAUAAACCUGGAAAAUACAGGAUGAAGCUCCCAACAGUAGGAGUAAGAACAACGGGAACAGUAUUGGUGGAAAUGACAGACAAGAACGGAUUGCACUUUUCUGAUGAAUUCUCAUUAACCUUCCAUCUUCAUUACUACAAGUUAUUAAAAUGGCUUCUUGUACUUCCGAUGAUGGGCAUGUUUGCUGUGCUUGUCAUCUUUCGUCCACAGGAUUCCAUGCCUUUGCCAUCAUUCUCACGCAACACAGAGUUAUAAGUGAGGUAUCAUUAAAGAGAGAGAUUUAGUAUGAAUGAAGUUGUGAUUUGUGUUGACAUUAUCUAGAAUCAGGUAAUGUUUGAUGGAGUUUUUGACUUUCGGAAGAGAUGGUUCAUAUAGUCCAUAGAUGUGAGUUAGUGUUAAGGUUAUCAAGACCUUUUUGUUUAGCAGCCAAAACAUGGUUAAUACUUGAUAGAUGAUAUGGUUUCUAACCUUUGAAAGCAAAUAUAUUGUCUGUA